Mytilus trossulus (common blue mussel) is the source of this 969-nucleotide messenger RNA. Its product is annotated as sacsin-like. Gene Ontology annotation, molecular function: Hsp70 protein binding. Lineage: Eukaryota; Metazoa; Mollusca; Bivalvia; Mytilida; Mytilidae. The transcript has a single exon. Bases 1 to 969 code for a protein of 322 amino acids. The record is from RefSeq and is a predicted model, not a curated record.
AUGUCAGUUGAAUUAGGGACACUGGCAAGUGACAAAGAAGUUGCGUGUCUCCCUUAUGUUGGUGUGGCAUAUAAGAAAUCGUCGACAGCUUGUCAUACAGGCCGAGUUUUUAACUUUCUGCCGUUGCCAGCUUCCUGCAAAACUUAUCUUCCUGUUCACGUAAAUGGAAACUUUGCUUUAAGUCAGAAUCGCAGACAUUUGAAAUUAUCCGACGGACGAUCUGCCGAUAAAUUCAUAAAAUGGAACAAAGGUUUAAUUGAAGAAGUGUUGUCCGAAUCGUACAUGACUUUGGUGGAUCAUCUCAUUGAAAAUAGCCAUAAAAAUAAAAAUACAGAUGAACUAAUUAAUGACGUUUAUAAGUGCUUACCCAAUUUGGACAUAACAGAGGAAAUAUGGCAGACUCUAGUAGACAGGAUCUACUUGAAAGUAAUUGAGAAAGCAGUUUUCUAUUCCGAUCUUGGCCAGAAUGGCAGGUGGGUGACAAAAAAUAAAGCCAUCGCAUGUGAUGUAGACGGAUUGUUGAACUCUUCCUCUGAACAAAGACAAAUAAUCAAAACACCAGUUAAAGAUGUUUUGCUUAAUCUGAAUAAACCUGUAGUGGAGGUUCGACAACACAUGAUGGUGUUGGUCAAUAAGGGAAAUUUGAGACAGAUUACGCCUUGUGAGUUAGUUACAAUGGUAAGAAAUAGUCCGCUUUCAUAUUUAAAUCUGCAACGGAAAAAUAAGGUUGCCCUUCUAAAUUAUUUAAUUUGCGACCCACGAAAAGAGUUCCAAGGAUUGGAACUGCUACCAUUGCAUGGUAUCCAGUUUACAACUUUUCACGAAAAAGCAGAAAAAGUAUUUGUGCACAGAUCUGAAGAAGUUAAGCUAUUUCUUGGUGAAAAACAAAGAUUUAUCUCACAAGACCUGCCUGACGAAUUAUUUAAAGAUCUGAGAUCAAUGGCACUAAAAAGUAAGCAUAUAAAGUAA